Molecule: messenger RNA, 510 nt
Organism: Cyphellophora europaea CBS 101466
Lineage: Eukaryota; Fungi; Ascomycota; Eurotiomycetes; Chaetothyriales; Cyphellophoraceae
Exons: 2
Coding region: 1-510 (169 amino acids)
Source: RefSeq, a predicted model, not a curated record
AUGGCGUGGAAGAAGUUCGUGACGAAGAUCAGAAUUGCAGGCAUUGCUGAGGCCGUACUUAACCCUACGUACCGGCUCCUGGAAGCGGCACCCAGAGUCAAAGAGCUCAUGUUCUGGUCGGAUGCCAGAGACUCGCUAACUUUGGAAUGUACUUUGUCUGCACUCAAGCAAGCUUCUGCCGUGAGCGUUGCUCAGCAUCUACUGGACGACUUCUGUCGGGAUAUGGCACCUUGCCUGCAUGAAAUGAUGGGACCCGUAUACGCCAAAUUUCCCAACGUCGACAUCAAGAUCUCCGGAUGCGUGUCAAUCGAGCCACUUGGCGAUGUCAGUUAUAAGGAUGCAGAUCCGCUCCAAGUCUAUGAUGCUACACUAAGCUUCAGGACGGGAAUCAUUACCUUUCAGGGUCUUCUCGACGAGAAUGAGACUGACAGUGAUGUUUGGGCUAUCAAGGCGAAGGCUGUGGGAAUGCAGGGCUUACGGCUGGCACUGCAUCUAGAAUAUGAAGUGUGA